Molecule: messenger RNA, 1811 nt
Organism: Erythranthe guttata (spotted monkey flower)
Lineage: Eukaryota; Viridiplantae; Streptophyta; Magnoliopsida; Lamiales; Phrymaceae
Source: RefSeq, a predicted model, not a curated record
CGGAGGACAUUACCGCCAACUCACAUACCCCUUCCUCUCAACUAUAAAGCCGCAACCCUAUCGCUCCCUCUCUCCUGCACAAGCAACUUUUUCCCGAUUAUUUCCUAACGUUUUUCUCUGCAGAAUUUCGAAACCCUAAUCCCAACAAAACCCCAAAUCCUCUCAAUCAGAUUCAUCAGCCCACAGGUCAAUGGGAGACACUAAGGAAAACGAGGCGUACGAAGAAGAGCUUCUCGAUUACGAGGAGGAAGAAGAAAAAGCCCCUGAUUCAGUUACCGCCAAAGCCAACGGGGAGUCCGGCAAAAAGGGCUACGUAGGGAUCCACAGUUCAGGAUUUAGAGACUUCCUUUUGAAGCCAGAGCUUUUACGAGCUAUUGUUGAUUCGGGAUUUGAACAUCCAUCAGAAGUUCAACAUGAAUGCAUACCUCAAGCAAUUUUGGGAAUGGAUGUUAUUUGCCAAGCGAAGUCUGGUAUGGGGAAAACUGCGGUGUUUGUGCUUUCAACAAUGCAGCAGAUUGAACCCAUUGCAGGUCAAGUUGCUGCUCUUGUCCUAUGUCAUACGAGGGAACUGGCUUAUCAGAUCUGUAGUGAAUUCGAUCGAUUCAGCACUUACUUACCAGGCACUAAAGCUGCUGUUUUCUAUGGCGGUGUCAGCAUAAAAAAUCACAAAGAUAUUCUGAAGAACGAGUGUCCCCAGAUUGUUGUAGGGACUCCAGGGAGGAUUCUUGCUCUAGCAAGAGAGAAGGACCUUUCUUUAAAAAAUGUGAGGCAUUUCAUUCUGGAUGAGUGUGACAAGAUGCUCGAGUCUCUUGAUAUGCGGCGAGAUGUGCAGGAGAUAUUCAAAAUGACACCUCAUGAUAAGCAAGUUAUGAUGUUUUCUGCUACGCUCAGCAAGGAGAUUCGACCUAUCUGCAAGAAAUUUAUGCAAGAUCCUAUGGAGAUUUACGUGGAUGACGAAGCGAAAUUGACACUUCAUGGUCUUGUACAGCACUACAUCAAAUUGAGUGAGCUAGAGAAAAACCGAAAGCUGAACGAUCUUCUUGAUGCAUUGGACUUCAAUCAAGUUGUCAUCUUUGUUAAAAGCGUCAGUAGAGCUGCUGAGCUGAACAAGUUGCUUGUGGACUGUAAUUUUCCAUCUAUAUGCAUUCACUCUGGCAUGUCCCAGGAAGAGAGAUUGACGCGAUACAAGUCAUUCAAGGAGGGGCACAAAAGGAUUCUUGUUGCAACGGAUUUAGUCGGAAGAGGAAUUGACAUAGAACGAGUGAACAUUGUCAUUAACUAUGAUAUGCCAGAUUCAGCUGACACUUAUCUGCAUAGGGUGGGUAGAGCGGGAAGGUUUGGUACAAAAGGGCUUGCCAUCACUUUUGUUUCAUCAGCUUCUGAUUCAGAUGUUCUAAAUCAGGUUCAAGAAAGGUUUGAAGUUGAUAUUAAAGAACUGCCUGAGCAGAUUGACACUUCUACAUACAUGCCGUCGUAGACUCUGUAUUACAAUGUGAAGAAACACGUCUGCAUGGGUGGAGAAAGUUACUUGUGGUUUAUUGAAUUAUAUGCGGUAUCUGAUCCAUUUAAUAUUCAGAGGAAAAGUUGACUGUUGUUCGAGUACUACCUUUGGGAUAGCUAAGAAUAGAUUGAUAUACUCAGUAUGGAUAUUUCAUUUCUGAAGCAAAUUAUGUGCGUUGUAUUUUAUUUGCACCCUAGCUCUUGUGGAUUGUUUAAUUAGUCAACCCUUUGUGUUGCCUGACUUCCAUUGUUAAGUUGGAUAUAUAGGCUUGAUGGUACAUGCAUGCUUUAUUUUAAACUAUAUUUUUUUU